Messenger RNA from Sphaeramia orbicularis (orbiculate cardinalfish), 2215 nucleotides. It is a transcript of the gene sigmar1, whose product is annotated as sigma non-opioid intracellular receptor 1. Bases 113 to 781 code for a protein of 222 amino acids. NCBI's taxonomy places the organism in Eukaryota, Metazoa, Chordata, Actinopteri, Kurtiformes, Apogonidae. Gene Ontology annotation, cellular component: endoplasmic reticulum. The record is from RefSeq and is a predicted model, not a curated record. The transcript has 5 exons.
AUAGGCAGACUCCACGCCUCUUCAGUCGAUGGCGUGUUUGCACCGUCUACUUGUUUGUCCACAUGUAGCCUAACCUGCUGCCGUGUGUGUGUCUGUCCGUGUAGUUUUAACCAUGUCUGUGUUAAAAACCUGUUGCAAACUGUUGGUGUUCGUCUCAGUCGCCGUCCUGACUGUGCAGCUGCUACGACACUGGAUAGCUACCAAGCAGUAUGUUUUCGACAAAGAAGACAUCGCCAAAUUGGCUAAACAGUACGCAGGACAGGACCAUGAGCAGGCCUUCUCCAAAGUGGUGGUGGAGCUCAGGAAGAGGUACCCGGGCCACAUCCUGCCAGAUGAAGACCUUCAGUGGAUCUUCGUGAAUGCAGGAGGCUGGAUGGGCUCAAUGUGCCUCCUGCAUGCUUCACUCACAGAGUACCUGCUGCUGUUUGGAACUGCAGUGGACACCAGCGGACACUCAGGUCGUUACUGGGCUGAAAUUUCAGACACAAUCAUCUCUGGUACCUUCAGACAAUGGAAGGAAGGGACUACAAAGAGUGAAAUCUACUAUCCAGGUGACUUUAUUGUACACGGCAUCGGCGAGGCCACGUCAGUGCAGUGGAGCGCUGGGACAUGGAUGGUGGAGUACGGUCGAGGCAUCAUCCCCUCCACGCUGGGAUUCGCUCUGGCAGACACUCUGUUCAGCACUCAGGACUUUGUAACAAUGUUCUACAUUAUACGCGUCUAUGCCAAGGCUCUGCUGCUCGAAGCUGGAACAUUACUCACAGAGGCAGGUGUUUUCUGAGGCACCAACAAGGCUCACAUGAUGAACGGUAACAUUUCACCUCUGACAGGUAACAUCUAGUGAGAGGGAAAGCCUGUGCCAGGUGAUUCCAACUUCAGAGGAUUUGCCUGAAAUUGUAGACAAUCUAAAUUUACACUAGUGCAGUCGAUCCCAUCGACGGUAAACUUAAUGUCUUACCACUUAUAAAACAAAUAUGUUUCACUUGAGCAACUUGCAGUCUCUCUAGGGGGGGGUUCCACUGAUGAUUCGUGAUUUCUGUAAAAGCUGCACUACUCUCUAACCCAUAGUCAGUCAUCUAGAGUGACUUACUGAUCAGUGUCUCCACAAUAAGCAUUCCCACGGAAGCUCUCAAACUGCCUGAAAGUUGUCGAUGAGGUCUUGAGUGCCCAUAUGAAUGACCAUCUGUAUUUUUUAAGGACUUCAGUAAAUGCUACACAAAACUCAAGCUGUGAUAAUAAACUAGCUGUCUAUCAUUGCACCUUUAAGAUUAAACAAAUUAAGAUAAUUGCAAUAAUUUGAUUCCUAUGGCUUUAAGAUAAAUUUAAUGCACAAAGCCAUUGGUUCCUACAUCCAUGUUUCAUGUUUUGGGAAAAAAAGCAGAAAAAGGUCCAGAAAUUGUUUCCACAGCCCCAGUAAUCCAUUGUAUUUGAGCUUGACAUUUUGCAAAUUUACACACAUUCACAACAAAUGUUUCAUGAGUCAUUUUUAUAAUAUUUCAGAUUAUAACAGGACAACCUCACUUAGCUGCAUUUAUGUUUUCUUAAAAAGGUAAUGUAAAACAUAGCUGCAUUUGUUUGUACUCUUCUUUUUCCAAACUGUUAAAUGCAACUUCAUCCAAAUACUGCAUGUAGAGCAUUUUAGAAAUAUUUUACGAAAUGUAGUAGAUUUGUUAGACUAUUUUUGGAUAUCUAGUAGUGAUUAUAAGAUUAUAUUGGACUCUGAUCAUUUGACACUACUUGACUUUAGUCUCUAUACCAUGUCUGGAAUUUGCACUAGCCCCAAAGGGCCAAAACCAACAUUCACAGGCCUCAUACUCUACGUUUCCAAAGGUUCUGGUUAAAAAUUCUGAACACAUACUGCAGAAAACGUUUUAAACAUGUAAUUGCCUUUGGUUUGUCAGCUCAAAUGAACAAUAAAACCACUGCUGCUGCAGUUCUCAUCUGCCAGUUUGUAUCUCUUACAGCUAAACAGCCUUAAUUUGAGACAGAUGCAAGAACACAUUAAGGACUGUGUAAUCUCACUGCAGGAUGACAAAGAUACUGUAACUACCCUAAAUUGACAUUCAGUGGCUGACAAAGUGUACAUCAGCAUCAGUAGCAGUGACAGAUGGGCACAACAAUUACUCUACCUUGAAUGUUUAUCUGUGGAUGUGCAAUUUACUGUAAGGUGAAGAUGGAAACUGACAGAAAAAUAAAUGUUUUUGAUGGAAAAUUA